AUGACUAGAAUGCCACUGAGCUUUCCGCCGAUUGACAUCGGAAUAGGAGGACUGUCGUCGAACUGGUGGGGUGAAAUAAAUGAAUCGGUCAAGUGGCAAGACGGAUUAUUCUUCACUUUAUGUGCUACUUAUGGCCUCGUUUCCCUCGUUGCCCUUAUUCAAUUACUAAGAAUUGAACUAAGAGUGCCUGAGUAUGGUUGGACAACGCAAAAGGUUUUCCUCCUCAUGAACUUCUUUGUAAAUGGAGUGCGUGCUAUCAUGUUUGGAUUUCACAAGGUGGUUUUUCUUUUGCAUCCCAGGGUGCUGACUAUGUUAGUGUUGGAUCUUCCUGGGCUUCUGUUUUUCUCUACAUACACACUUCUUGUCCUUUUUUGGGCUGAAAUAUAUCACCAGGCUAGAAGUUUACCAACAGAUAAACUUAGAAUUUUGUACUUUUCAAUCAAUGGUGGAAUAUACUUCAUACAGGUCUGUAUCUGGGUAUACCUCUGGAUGGAUGACAACAGUGCUGCGGAAUUUCUUGGCAAGAUAUUUAUUGCAGUGGUAUCAUUUAUAGCUGCAUUAGGUUUCUUGCUGUAUGGCGGAAGGUUAUUUUUCAUGCUGAGACGCUUUCCCAUUGAGUCCAAAGGAAGGAGAAAGAAGCUUCACGAGGUCGGAUCUGUGACGGCCAUAUGCUUCAUUUGUUUCCUAAUAAGAUGCUUGGUGGUUACGCUAUCUGCUUUUGAUUCAGACGCAUCACUUGAUGUAAUGGACCAUCCAGUUCUGAAUUUAAUCUAUUACAUGUUGGUCGAGAUUCUUCCUUCAGCUCUUGUAUUGUACAUCUUGCGUAAGCUGCCUCCAAAAAAAGUAUCAGACCAGUACCACCAGAUCCGUUAG
Fraxinus pennsylvanica is the source of this 873-nucleotide messenger RNA. NCBI's taxonomy places the organism in Eukaryota, Viridiplantae, Streptophyta, Magnoliopsida, Lamiales, Oleaceae. The record is from the annotation of a GenBank genome assembly.